ACUACCAACUUUCAUCACUCUUUAAUACCACCACUUUAAUUACCUAAUAGCUCUCCGAGCCUAGUCAAUCGUUUCCUCACCCAUCCAACACCUCCAUCAUCACCAUGUUGUCCUCUAUGCUCCUCGCUGCCAGCGCCAUUGCGCUCGGCGUCAGUGCCCAGGAUCUCCCCCACCAUUACGCCCGGGACGCUGGAGUUGCAGUCGAUGUCGAUAUCCGCCUGCCAGCUCUCUACGUUCAUGCCGAGCUUGACGCUGAAGUUGAUGCUGAUAUCCAUGUCGACCUCAACCUCCUCAACAUUAUUGAGGUUAAGGCUGAUGUCGAUAUUCAGGCUGAACUGCAGGCCAAGGUCGACCUUUGGGUUGGCCCAGAGAUUGACUUCAUCCACGGACAGAAGUGGUACUUGUCUCACACAUCUGGUACUCCAUUUUCCAACUUGACCCACGGUGGAUGCGAAUUCAAGUACCAGAACCCCAGCGACCCCAAGUCUGAGGUCGACUUCCUCCUUGCUCUUGAAGUUGGAGUAAUUGGACUUGACGUUCAGGUCGGCACGAUCUUCGGUGGUCUGGUCGCAUACCCCAACUACCCCUACUCUUGGAAGUUCACCGGCGCUGGUCAGCUCCUCAGUGUUACCGCCGACAUCACUAUCCUUGGCUGGGGAACCGACGCCAACGGCAACGCAUUCCUGGUUAUCCACAACUCUGCUUUUGUUGGCCUCAACAUUGGCGCCAGCAUCUCCAUCUACAGCGCCAGUGCUCAUGGCGUUGCUGAUGUCACCCUCCAUGCUAUCAUCGCGGCUUCCAUUGACCUCAACGUCCUUGACAUCAAGGUCCUUGUCAACGUCCUUGUUAGCCUUGGCAUUCAGAUCAACGCCGAGAUCGACCUCGACCUCCUUGACGGUUGCGACGCUGCUUGCCGUGCCAACCAAUACACCCGCAACUUCCCCCUGCUCAGCAUCGGAUCCAGGAAGUUCAAGGCAUAAACGCUUUGUGCGAAAGGAGAGCCUAGUUAAGGCUUAAUGGCAUGGUGGUGAGGACUUUUAGAAGCAUGGAAAACGUGUUGGUUAUUAUUCGUUCAUAUCGUGAACCUGGGGAGGAGCUGUGUAGACAGGACUCUCGAGGCUAUCUAGCAAAUGUAAUACUAGUAGUUUGCACACCGUCGUACUUGAUUGUCCGCAUGACUACGAUCUACGACAUAAUGCAAUUCUUCACUUUCUG
This is a messenger RNA of Pyrenophora tritici-repentis Pt-1C-BFP, 1215 nucleotides long. RefSeq names its product Herpes-BLLF1 domain containing protein. Lineage: Eukaryota; Fungi; Ascomycota; Dothideomycetes; Pleosporales; Pleosporaceae. The record is from RefSeq and is a predicted model, not a curated record.